GUGCUAUUUUGGCGGAGAUGGUGAUGAAUGGUGAUAUGAUCAACAAGAGGAGAGGAUAACAACUUCAUUUGGAAGAGAUUCUCAUUCGGUGGCGCCGCUUCUAUCACCCGGGCGUAUAAAAUUCUCCUUUUCACUUUUAAAUCUGACAUUUAUCAUCCUUCUCGCGUCGAUGUCACUGCCCCACAACAGAGAAUCCAAAAACCACUCUCUAUCAAUCCAUUACUCAUUAUAGUUCACACAAUCACACACUCUCCUCUGCACAAGAAGUAAAGAACGCUAAAAGGAAUACGAAAUAAGGCAGCAUCAGAACACUAUCAAUGAGUUUGUAGAGGCCAGAGGCAAUAUAUAGGUGUUGAACCCGACUAAAGAUGGCUUUUAAGCCAUUGGAUUGGUAUUGCCAGCCAGUGAAAAAUGGGGUGUGGUCAAAGGCAGUGGAGAAUGCAUUUGGAGCGUAUACCCCAUGUGCAACUGACUCUCUGGUCAUCUCUGUUUCUCAACUUGUUGUUUUGGGUUUGUGCCUAUACAGGAUAUGGAAGAUCAUGAAAGAUUUUAGUGUCCAGAGGUUCCGUUUAAGGUCGAACUACUAUAACUAUAUGCUGGGUUUGCUGGCUGCUUAUUGCGCCGGUCAACCUUUGUAUAGAUUGGUUAUGGGAAUCUCAGUGUUAAAUGUUGAUGGACAGACUGGUAUUGCUCCAUAUGAGACAGUUUCAUUAAUCAUUGAAUCUCUCACAUGGUGCUUUAUGCUGGUGAUGAUUGGCCUCGAAACAAAUGUCUACAUCCGUGAAUUUCGUUGGUUUGUUAGAUUUGGAGUAAUUUAUGCUUUGGUAGGGGAUGCUGUGAUGUGCAAUCUCAUACUAUCUGUCAGGGAGUUUUACAAUGGGUCUGUACUGUAUUUGUACAUAAGUGAAGUUGCAGUCCAGGGAUUAUUUGGCGUGCUCCUUCUCUUUUAUGUUCCCGAGUUGGGUCCUUUUCCAGGCUACUCUCCGGUUCAGACUGAAUCUGUUGACAACACAGCUUAUGAAAAACUCCCUGAGGCAGAGGAGAUUUGUCCUGAGAGGCAUGUCAACAUAUUGUCCAGAGUUAUUUUCUCAUGGAUGAACCCUCUUAUGCAGCAAGGUUAUAAGAGGCCUCUUACAGAAAAGGAUGUAUGGAAACUGGAUGUUUGGGAUAGGACAGAAACACUUAACAAUGCGUUUCAAAAGUGUUGGGCAGAGGAGUCUCAAAGGCUUCAACCAUGGCUUUUGAGAGCAUUAAAUAGAAGCCUUGGAGGAAGAUUUUGGUGGGGAGGCUUCUGGAAGAUUGGAAAUGACGUCUCCCAGUUUAUUGGGCCACUCAUAUUGAAUCAACUCUUACAGUCAAUGCAAGAAGGAGAUCCGGCAUGGAUUGGCUAUAUCUAUGCAUUUGCUAUCUUUCUUGGAGUGGUAUUUGGUGUGCUGUGUGAAGCUCAGUACUUUCAAAAUGUCAUGCGUGUUGGAUUUCGCCUGAGAUCAACUCUGGUUGCUGCAGUUUUUCGGAAGUCCUUGAGGCUAACCCAUGCGAGUCGGAAAAGAUUUGCAACAGGAAAAAUAACCAACUUAAUGACAACUGAUGCUGAAUCUCUUCAGCAAAUAUGCCAAUCACUUCACACUUUAUGGUCUGCUCCUUUUCGGAUUGUUAUUGCAAUGGUUCUUCUAUACGAGCAGUUGGGUGUUGCUUCCCUGCUUGGUGCACUCAUGCUUGUUUUAAUGUUCCCUAUUCAGACUUUAGUAAUAAGCAGGAUGCAGAAAUUGACAAAAGAAGGAUUGCAGCGCACUGAUAAGAGAAUUGGACUGAUGAAUGAAAUAUUGGCUGCAAUGGACACUGUCAAAUGCUAUGCAUGGGAGGACAGUUUCCAAUCAAAGGUUCAGGGUGUUCGAAAUGAGGAGUUAGGUUGGUUUCGUAAGGCACAAAUGCUAGGAGCAUUGAACAGUUUCAUAUUGAACAGUAUUCCAGUUUUGGUUAUUGUGGUCUCUUUUGGCGUGUUCACUUUACUUGGUGGGGAUCUAACACCUGCAAGGGCAUUUACAUCUCUCUCAUUGUUUGCAGUGCUACGCUUUCCACUCUUCAUGCUUCCUAAUAUUAUAACACAGGUAGUUAACGCGAACGUUUCUUUGAAACGUCUUGAGGAACUUUUGUUAGCUGAAGAGAGAGUACUUCUGCCCAACCCGCCUCUUGAGCCCAGACUUCCAGCCAUUUCGAUUAGGAAUGGGAUCUUUUCAUGGGAAUCAAAGGCAGAGAGACCAACUUUGUCAAAUAUCAAUUUGGAUAUUCCAAUUGGUAGCUUAGUAGCAAUUGUUGGUGGUACUGGAGAAGGAAAGACAUCACUUAUCUCAGCAAUGCUUGGGGAGAUUCCUGCUGUUACAGAUUCAAGUGUUGUCAUCAGAGGAACCGUCGCUUAUGUACCACAAAUCUCCUGGAUUUUUAAUGCAACAGUGCGCGAAAACAUAUUAUUUGGUUCUCGAUUUUCACCUGCAAGAUAUGAUAAGGCAAUUGAUGUGACUGCAUUACAGCAUGACCUUGAACUGCUCCCUGGUGGCGAUCUUACUGAAAUUGGUGAAAGAGGAGUCAAUAUUAGUGGAGGGCAGAAGCAAAGAGUUUCUAUGGCUAGAGCAGUUUAUUCUGAUUCUGAUGUAUACAUAUUUGAUGAUCCCUUAAGUGCACUGGAUGCUGAUGUGGGCCGCCAGGUUUUUGAGAAAUGCAUUAGGGGAGAGUUGAGAGGAAAGACCAGAGUUCUGGUAACAAACCAGUUGCAUUUUCUUUCACAAGUAGACAAAAUUAUAUUGGUGCAUGAUGGUAUGGUGAAAGAGGAAGGAACCUUUGAAUAUCUCUCAAAUAAUGGCAACCUAUUCCAAAAACUGAUGGAAAACGCUGGAAAAAUGGAGGCAUAUGCAGAUGAAAGGGAAAUUGUUGAAAAUAUUGAUAACACCUUAAAUCCUGUUACUAAUGGUGUGGUUGAUUCUACAGAUCCAGAGAAAACAAAUAAACCGAAAGGAGGCAAAUCUGUUCUCAUUAAACAGGAAGAACGGGAAACAGGUGUUGUAAGUUGGAAAGUUUUGACAAGAUAUAAGGAUGCUUUAGGAGGUGCCUGGGUAGUUAUGAUACUGUUGAUGUGCUACGUCUCAACUGAAUCUCUUCGAAUUGGAAGCAGUACAUGGUUAAGUUUUUGGACUGAUGGAAGCAGCUCAACGAGAUAUAGUUCCACUUUCUACAAUCUUAUUUAUGCAGUUCUAUCAUUUGGUCAAGUUUUGGUAACACUUACCAAUUCAUUUUGGUUGAUCACUUCAAGCCUUUUUGCUGCUAAAAGGUUACAUAAUGGCAUGCUGAACUCUAUUUUAAGAGCUCCAAUGGUCUUCUUUCACACAAAUCCACUUGGAAGGAUUAUCAAUAGGUUUGCUAAGGAUCAAGGAGACAUAGAUCGGAAUGUUGCACCAUUUGUCAAUAUGUUUAUGAACCAAGUUUCCCAACUUAUUUCAACAUUUGUGCUAAUUGGUAUAGUUAGCACAAUGUCUUUAUGGGCCAUAAUGCCACUUCUAGUGCUGUUUUAUGGCGCUUACCUGUACUAUCAGAGCACUGCCCGUGAGGUAAAGCGUUUGGAUUCCAUUUCUAGAUCUCCUGUGUAUGCACAAUUUGGAGAAGCACUGAAUGGUCUCCCAACCAUUCGUGCAUAUAAAGCUUAUGAUCGAAUGGCUAACAUCAAUGGGAACUCUGUGGAUAACAAUAUUAGGUUCACUCUUGUAAACAUGAGUGGAAAUCGUUGGCUUGCAAUUCGUCUAGAGACUUUGGGGGGCCUUAUGAUCUGGCUCACUGCAACAUUUGCUGUGAUGCAGAAUGGAAAUGCAGAAAACCAAGAGGCUUUUGCCUCUACUAUGGGUUUGCUUCUCAGUUAUGCCUUAAAUAUUACAAGCCUAUUAACUGGUGUAUUGAGACUGGCGAGUUUGGCUGAGAAUAGUUUAAAUGCUGUUGAGCGCGUUGGCACAUAUAUAGAAUUGCCUUCUGAAGCACCUCCUAUUAUUGAGGACAACCGUCCUCCUCCCGCAUGGCCCUCAGCAGGAUCAAUUCGAUUUGAAAACGUUGUCUUACGUUACAGGCCUGAACUUCCUCCUGUUCUCCAUGGUAUAUCAUUCACUAUUCCAUCUAGCGAUAAGGUUGGAGUGGUAGGGAGAACAGGAGCUGGGAAAUCUAGCAUGUUUAAUGCUUUAUUCCGACUUGUGGAACUGGAAAGUGGAAGGAUCAUAAUUGAUGAAUGUGACAUUUCAAAGUUAGGAUUAUUGGACCUCCGCAAGGUUCUUGGUAUAAUACCACAAUCACCUGUUUUGUUCUCAGGUAGUGUGAGAUUCAACCUUGAUCCUUUCAAUGAACACAAUGAUGCUGAUCUGUGGGAGGCGUUAGAGAGGGCACAUCUAAAGGAAGUCAUCAGGAGGAGUUCUUUGGGUCUAGACACUGAGGUGUCAGAGGCAGGAGAAAAUUUCAGUGUUGGACAGAGGCAACUAUUAAGUCUUGCUCGAGCAUUGCUUCGCAGAUCAAAGAUUCUCGUCCUUGAUGAAGCAACUGCUGCUGUUGAUUGUAGAACUGAUGCACUUAUACAGAAAACCAUAAGAGAAGAGUUUAAAUCAUGCACAAUGCUCAUUAUUGCUCACCGUUUGAACACUAUCAUCGACUGUGAUCGAAUUCUCCUGCUUGAUUCUGGAAAGGUCUUGGAAUAUGACACACCAGAGGUGCUGCUACAAAACGAAGAAAGUGCAUUUUCUCGAAUGGUUCAGAGCACGGGAGCUGCUAAUGCCCAGUACUUGCGAAGCUUAGUACUUCAUGGUAGAGGUGAUACGAAAACCGAUAUGGAAAAUCAGGCAGAUGGGCAAAAGAGAUUGUUAGCCUCUUCGCGCUGGGUUGCUGCCACCCAGUUUGCACUGGCUGUAAGCCUAACUUCAUCGCAUAAUGACCUUUUGCAAUUGGAAAUUGAAGACGACGGGGAUAAUAUCCUCAAGAAGACAAAAGACGCAGUGAUCACUUUACAGGGUGUUCUAGAAGGGAAGCACGAUACAGUAAUUGAAGAGACCCUGGAUCACUACCAUGUUUCCAGAGAGGGAUGGUGGUCUUCUUUAUACAGAAUGAUCGAAGGUCUUGCAAUGAUGAGUAGGCUGGCAAGGAACAGACUUCAUCAUCAUGGAGAGUAUGGUUUUGAGGAAAAAACAAUCAACUGGGACAACACUGAGAUGUAGUAGAUAGAUCAAGUUGUUAAUUGUUCUACUGCCUACUUGUACAUGGAAGUUGGAACUUCCCUUUUCAACACACUCCCAAUUUUUAUAAUACAACAUUUUGGUCCCGCCUAAA
Ipomoea triloba (trilobed morning glory) is the source of this 5346-nucleotide messenger RNA. RefSeq names its product ABC transporter C family member 2-like. Bases 369 to 5234 code for a protein of 1621 amino acids. Gene Ontology annotation, cellular component: membrane. The record is from RefSeq and is a predicted model, not a curated record. Gene Ontology annotation, molecular function: ATP hydrolysis activity; ATP binding; ABC-type transporter activity. The transcript is spliced from 28 exons. Gene Ontology annotation, biological process: transmembrane transport. NCBI's taxonomy places the organism in Eukaryota, Viridiplantae, Streptophyta, Magnoliopsida, Solanales, Convolvulaceae.